This is a messenger RNA of Carassius carassius (crucian carp), 3769 nucleotides long. Its product is annotated as ATPase family AAA domain-containing protein 2B-like. The record is from RefSeq and is a predicted model, not a curated record. Bases 188 to 3673 code for a protein of 1161 amino acids. Gene Ontology annotation, molecular function: ATP binding; histone binding; ATP hydrolysis activity. NCBI's taxonomy places the organism in Eukaryota, Metazoa, Chordata, Actinopteri, Cypriniformes, Cyprinidae. The transcript is spliced from 25 exons. Gene Ontology annotation, cellular component: nucleus. Gene Ontology annotation, biological process: positive regulation of transcription by RNA polymerase II.
UCUCGUGUAUUUCUGUAGCGGAAGUGGCUCGCCGGAGAGUUUCGGCUGGCUGACAGCAGAGGGAGAGAGAGGGAAAGAAAGAGAAAUGGCGCCUCGACACUCUAGUAGCUGAGACACAUUCAGAACGAACGCAGCUGACAAGAGCUACAGGACUGGAUCUGUCUAUCAGCGGGGACAGACAGCAAUCAUGGUGAACACCAGAAAGAGCUCGGAGCACAAGCCCAUCAGUCCCUUCAUCUCGGGCCGGACGAGGUCGUCUCAGAGGAGCAACCCAAACUUGGACGAGCACAACAGCCGUGUAAGGAAGAGAGAGACACCGGCAGCCUAUUCUCUCCGCCAGCCGAAGGAGCCAGGCAGUGAUGUUAACAGCAGUAGUCCACGUUUGUCCCCGCCGCCAAAGCGGACACGCAGACAGACCCCACCAAGUUCUACCGAUACUUCUCCAAGUCCCCAGAGUAAAGGCCAGAGAGGCCCGUGGACCAUGUCCAAACACUGUACUAGGUUGUCCACUGGUGCAUUGCAGAAUGGACGCAGUCGAAUGAGUCUGAGGGGUGAUUCUACAUCAGAUGGGGACCACGCUCGCAUGAACGGUCAUGUUGAGCUCAAGAGGAGCCGCCGCAUCAGGAAGUCCCAGUUCGAACACCUCAAUCAGAGUUUACUUUUCGACCAACUUGUCAACAGUACGGCAGAAGCAGUCCUUCAAGAGAUGGACAACAUCAGCAGCAUACGGCAGAAUCGGGAAGUGGAGCGCCUCCGCAUGUGGACGGACACUGAACUGGAAAACAUGGACAUGUACUCCCGUGUGAAGAGGAGGAAGUCUUUGCGUAGGAACACGUAUGGAAUGCAGGCGCAUCACAAAGUCAUGAGCAAGUCAAAGGACCCCGAAGAGGAGGAGGGAACUGAAGAGUCUCACGAAGAGGAGGAGGAGGAGGAGGAUGAAGAUGUGGAGGCUGAUGAUGAUGAUGAUGAAGACGAUGAAGGAGACGAGGCAGAAGAGGCUGGAGAGGAGAACGACAGACCUUAUAACCUCAGGCAGCGUAAAACUGUGCAGCGAUAUGAAGCACCCCCAAUAGAGCCAGUGAACAGAAAGCAGAGCAAGGGCUCUCUGUUUGACACGCACAGAUCUCCUGCAAGAAGAAGCCAUAUUAGAGUAAAGAAACAUGCCAUUCACAGUAGUGAAUCGACAUCAUCGUCUGAUGAAGAGCGCUUUGAGAGGCGGAAAAGCAAAAGCAUGAGCCGAGCUCGUAACAGGUGUCUACCCAUGAACCUGCGAGCAGAGGAUCUGUCCAGCGGUGUGCUUCGAGACAGAGUAAAAGUGGGUGCUAGUUUGGCAGAUGUGGAUCCCAUGAAUCUGGACACUUCUGUGAAGUUUGACAGUAUUGGAGGUCUCUCCCAUCACAUUCAGUCUUUAAAAGAGAUGGUCGUCUUUCCUUUAUUAUAUCCAGAAGUGUUUGAGAAGUUUAAGAUCCAGCCCCCAAGAGGAUGUCUGUUUUAUGGGCCUCCAGGAACUGGGAAGACGCUGGUGGCACGAGCUUUGGCCAAUGAAUGCAGUCAGGGUGACAGGAAGGUGUCUUUUUUCAUGCGCAAGGGCGCAGACUGCCUCAGCAAAUGGGUGGGAGAGUCUGAACGACAGCUCCGCCUACUUUUUGAUCAGGCAUACCUCAUGAGACCCUCCAUCAUCUUUUUCGAUGAGAUUGAUGGCCUCGCUCCUGUUCGCUCUAGCAGGCAGGAUCAGAUUCACAGCUCCAUAGUGUCUACAUUACUGGCAUUGAUGGAUGGUUUGGACAGCCGGGGGGAGAUAGUGGUCAUCGGUGCUACAAAUAGACUCGACUCUAUUGACCCCGCACUCAGGAGGCCCGGGCGCUUUGACCGGGAGUUUCUGUUCAACCUGCCAGAUAAAAAGGCUCGAAAGCACAUUUUAGAAAUCCACACCAGGGACUGGAGCCCCAAGCUAGCUGAACCCUUCAUAGAUGAGCUAGCUGAGAAGUGUGUCGGUUACUGUGGGGCCGACAUCAAAGCACUUUGCACAGAGGCUGCUCUAGCGGCUCUGCGGCGGUGCUAUCCUCAGAUCUACGGCAGCAGCCAGCGUUAUCAGCUGGACGUGGGCUCCAUCGUUUUGGGGGCGCAGGACUUUGGUCGUGCUCUGCGCUCCAUAGUACCUGCGGGUCAAAGGGCCCUAGCUCCGCCCGGUCAGGCCCUUUCCUGUGUGUUGAAGCCCCUGCUGGAGCCCACACUGGCCCAAACGCUGGCCUGUCUGAUGCGAGUCUUCCCCCAUGCAGAGCUCCUGCACAGGGAACACACACACGACACUGACAAUCAUCUGUUGGUGGAUGACUCGUACAGCGAGGACGAGGAAUGUCUCGGUGCUCCUUCCAUUUAUGAAACUCAGUCAGGAUCGCUGAAGGAAGCAGCUUCCUGCACGACACACAAAGCCUUUCUCCACUUUACCACUUCUGCCUACAAGCAGCCCACCUCUUACCGGCCACGGCUGCUGCUGACGGGACCCCGGGGCGCGGGGCAGAGCACACACCUGGCCCCUGCUGUGCUGCACCACCUGGAGAAGUUCACUGUGCACCGUCUCGACCUACCCACGCUAUACUCCGUCAGUGCCAAAACCCCCGAGGAGUCUUGUGCUCAGGUGUUUCGUGAGGCUCGACGCUGUGUACCCAGCAUCAUCUACAUGCCUCACAUCAGUGACUGGUGGGAAGCCAUCAGUGAGACGGUCAAGAGCAGCUUCCUCACACUCCUGCAGGAUGUACCCUCAUUCACACCGCUCCUCAUCCUCGCCACAGCAGAGACCAUCUACCAGCAGCUCCCAGACGAGCUGACAUGCAUCUUCAGCCGUUCAUAUGGGGAGGUGGUUUGUUUAAGCAUGCCGGGAGAAGAAGCACGCAGGAAGUUUUUUUCAGACCUCAUUCUUGUGCAGGCAGCCAAGGCACCACCCAGCAGGAGGAAAACCGUGAGCGCUCUGGAGGUGCUGACCCUUGCUGAAGACCCCGGUCCUCGGCAGCUCUCGCCAGAGGAGCAGCGGCGACUGGAGGAGCAGGAGGAGAACACCUUGCGCGAGCUCCGCCUCUUUCUCAGGGACGUCACAAAGCGGCUCGCCACUGACAAGCGCUUCCAGAUCUUCAGCAAACCUGUGGACAUUGAGGAGGUUUCAGACUACCUCGAGGUUAUCAAACAGCCUAUGGACCUGUCCACCAUCAUGAUGAAGAUCGACACUCACAAAUACAUGGUGGCCAAGGAUUUUCUACUGGACAUUGACCUCAUCUGCAGCAAUGCGUUAGAGUACAAUCCAGACAAGGAUCCAGGAGAUAAAAUCAUCCGCCACAGGGCCUGCAGUAUGAAGGAUACUGCGCACGCCAUGAUCGCCUCUGAACUGGACCCUGAGUUUGACCGCAUGUGUGAGGAGAUCAAGGAGUCCUGCAGGAAGAGAGGCUCUCUGACCACAGCGCAGCCGCCCGUCACUCCGAGCGCUGUGGCGACCAGGAGACCUGUGGGAGAGGAGGCGGGGUUAAGCGCUUCUCAGGGUGAUGGAGUGGACAAGCACUGCAGCACUCUGCCUGUGAAAGGAGUUUUCACGUGGGACAGUGUGAUUGUGCCUCUGGUUCAUGGCCAUUCUGUAGCUUCUAUGCCACUUAAAACACUGACUCUAAGAGAUCGAUUAGAGUAGAAUUGUGUGGUAUGACAUAACUGAGCGACUGAAGACAUGCCCGCUUAUUGAGACUAUUUAAAUGUUCUUAUUUCAUCUGAAUAGGUUUAUUUGUUU